Messenger RNA from Opisthocomus hoazin, 1545 nucleotides. It is a transcript of the gene GPR161, whose product is annotated as G protein-coupled receptor 161. Gene Ontology annotation, biological process: G protein-coupled receptor signaling pathway. Gene Ontology annotation, molecular function: G protein-coupled receptor activity. Lineage: Eukaryota; Metazoa; Chordata; Aves; Opisthocomiformes; Opisthocomidae. The record is from RefSeq and is a predicted model, not a curated record. Gene Ontology annotation, cellular component: recycling endosome; plasma membrane.
ACCAUGAGCAGCAACUCCUCCCUCAGCAAUGUGAAGAGCCUGAGGAACCUCACCACGCAGGAAGACGGGGCGGUCAGAGUCACUGAGUCCAUUGCUAUAAUCGUCAUUGCUAUUUUCAUCUGUUUGGGCAACCUGGUGAUUGUCGUCACCCUGUAUCGGAAGUCUUACCUUCUCACAUUGAGCAACAAGUUUGUGUUCAGCCUGACCCUCUCCAACUUUCUACUCUCUGUACUGGUGCUACCUUUUGUUGUCACCAGCUCUAUCAGGCGGGAAUGGAUCUUCGGAGUCGUUUGGUGCAAUUUCUCAGCCCUGCUCUACAUGCUGAUCAGCUCAGCCAGCAUGCUUACUCUUGGACUCAUAGCUAUAGACCGGUACUAUGCUGUCCUGUACCCUAUGGUUUACCCAAUGAAGAUAACAGGCAACAGAGCAGUGGUAGCUCUUGUGUAUGUGUGGCUACAUUCCCUUAUUGGCUGCCUCCCUCCCCUCUUCGGCUGGUCGUCUUUGGAGUUUGACCAGUUCAAGUGGAUGUGUGGCUUCUCUGCCUUUUGGCAGGUCUGGUGCGCGUUGCUGCCUUUCGCAGUCAUGAUGGUCUGCUAUGGAUUCAUAUUCCGCGUGGCAAGGAUUAAGGCCCGGAAAAUCCACUGUGGUAGCGUCAUCAUUGUGGAGGAGGACUCCCAGAGGAACGGGAGGAAGAACUCCAGCACCUCCACAUCCUCUUCUGGCAGCCGAAGGAACGCUUUCCAAGGGGUUGUCUACUCAGCCAACCAGUGCAAAGCUCUCAUAACCAUCUUGGUUGUCAUCGGUGCUUUUGUGAUUACGUGGGGGCCUUACAUGGUAGUAAUUACAUCAGAGGCACUUUGGGGAAAAAAUAGUAUUUCACCUGCCUUGGAGACGUUGGCUACGUGGUUGUCCUUUUCCAGUGCCAUUUGCCAUCCGCUAAUUUAUGGGCUGUGGAACAAGACAGUGCGCAAGGAACUGCUAGGAAUGUGCUUUGGGGAUCGGUAUUAUCGCGAGUCCUUUGUUCAGCGGCAUAGGACGUCAAGGUUAUUCAGCAUUUCCAAUAGGAUCACAGAUUUGGGACUAUCUCCUCACCUCACUGCCCUCAUGGCAGGUGGGCGGCCAUUAGGAAACAGCAGCAGCACAGGAGACACAGGUUUCAGCUGCUCGCAGGAUUCAGGAACAGAUGCGAUGCUUCUUGAAGAUAAUAGCUCAGAUGGCCCUCAUGCCCCACACUGCAUCUGUCCUCCUCGAAGGAGGAGUUCAGUGACGUUUGAAGAUGAAGUAGAGCAAAUUAAAGAAGCUGCAAAGAAUUCUGUUCUUCAUGUAAAAGCUGAGGUCCAUAAAUCUCUGGACAGUUAUGCAUCCAGUUUAGCAAGAGCUAUUGAAGCUGACGUGAAAAUGAGCUUGUUUGGGGAAGAUGCUUUACCAGGCGCUCUGUUCCCUGUGCGGACUCUGCCAGGAAGCAGUAUGAACACGCGGCGUGGUAUCAGGCCGCAUGCUAGCCAAAGACUUCAGUUGCAGAGCAUCGACGAAGGGAGUAUUUGA